AUGAAUUUUGAACAGCUUCCUGAGCCACGACUCACAGCUCCUGAGCCACGCUCACAGCUCCUGAGCCGCGACUCACAGCUCCUGAGCCGCGACUCACAGCUCCUGAGCCGCGACUCACAGCUCCUGAGCCGCGACUCACAGCUCCUGAGCCGCGACUCACAGCUCCUGAGCCGCGACUCACAGCUCCUGAGCCGCGACUCACAGCUCCUGAGCCGCGACUCACAGCUCCUGAGCCGCGACUCACAGCUCCUGAGCCGCGACUCACAGCUCCUGAGCCGCGACUCACAGCUCCUGAGCCGCGACUCACAGCUCCUGAGCCGCGACUCACAGCUCCUGAGCCGCGACUCACAGCUCCUGAGCCGCGACUCACAGCUCCUGAGCCGCGACUCACAGCUCCUGAGCCGCGACUCACAGCUCCUGAGCCGCGACUCACAGCUCCUGAUAAUCCUGAACCCGAUUGGUUGGACAGUGAAGGAGGUUAUAUGUAGUUUAUUGCUCUCUCCGCUGAAGUGUGGUUUUGGCGAGGGUAUGGAGCACCCUAUUCACAGAGGGGAAACCAUGCCUGUUGGACUUCAUGACAGAUCCCUUGUGGAGGACGACGACGCGCACAUGAAAGUGGCUCUGGGCUAUGGCGAUAUGGGCAUCUCUGCUCACCUGCAGGCCUCCAAAACCGGGAACACACGCUUCUUCACAAGCAACACGCACAGCUCUGUGGUUCUUCAGGGAUUCGACCAGCUGAGAAUAGAGGGGCUGCUCUGUGACGUCACUUUAGUGGCAGGGGACGGGGACGAAGCGUUUCCUGUGCACCGCGCCAUGAUGGCCUCCUCCUCCGACUAUUUUAAAGCCAUGUUUACAGGUGGGAUGAAAGAGCAGGAUUUAAUGUGCAUCAAGCUCCACGGGGUGAACAGAAUAGGCCUAAAGAAGAUCAUCGACUUCAUAUAUACGGCAAAGCUAUCGCUGAACAUGGAGAAUCUACAGGACACACUGGAGGCUGCCAGCUUCCUCCAAAUCCUCCCUGUGCUGGAUUUUUGCAAGGUUUUUCUUAUAUCAGGGGUCUCUCUUGAUAACUGUGUGGAGGUCGGACGCAUUGCCAACACAUACAACCUCACAGAAGUGGACAAAUAUGUCAACAACUUCAUUUUGAAAAACUUUCCUUCGUUGCUUGGCACGGGAGAGUUUGUGAAGUUACCUUUUGAACGAUUGGCUUUUGUAUUGUCGAGCAACAGCUUAAAACACUGCAGCGAAUUGGACCUGUUCAAAGCUGCAUGUCGCUGGCUCCGCUUUGAGGACGGCAGAAUGGACUACGCCUCUAAACUCAUGAAGAACAUCAGAUUCCCCCUCAUGAACCCACAAGAACUCAUCAACCAUGUUCAAACAGUAGACUUUAUGCGCACAGAUAACACUUGUGUCAACCUCCUGCUGGAAGCUAGCAACUACCAAAUGAUGCCCUACAUGCAGCCAGUCAUGCAGUCAGAAAGGACAGCCAUCCGCUCAGACAGUGCCCACCUGGUCACACUGGGUGGGGUCUUGCGGCAACAGUUGGUUGUGAGCAAAGAGCUGCGGUUAUUUGAUGAAAAGGCUCACGAGUGGAAAGCUUUGGCACCCAUGGACGCGCCCCGGUACCAGCACGGCAUUGCAGUGAUUGGAAACUUCUUGUACGUUGUGGGCGGCCAGAGUAACUACGACACCAAAGGCAAGACGGCAGUGGACACGGUGUUCCGCUACGACCCGCGCUACAACAAGUGGAUGCAAGUGGCGUGCCUUAAUGAGAAGCGAACCUUCUUCCACCUCAGUGCACUCAAGGGACACCUCUAUGCUGUGGGAGGAAGGAACGCCGCCGGAGAGCUCGCUACCGUGGAGUGCUACAACCCCAGGACAAACGAAUGGACGUACGUUGCCAAAAUGAAUGAGCCGCACUAUGGACAUGCUGGCACUGUGUAUGGUGGCUACAUGUACAUUUCAGGAGGAAUUACUCAUGACACGUUCCAGAAGGAGCUGAUGUGUUUUGACCCGGACGCAGACAAAUGGACUCAGAAAGCGCCCAUGACGACAGUGCGCGGCCUGCACUGUAUGUGCACUGUAGGAGACCGGCUCUAUGUGAUCGGAGGGAACCACUUCAGAGGCACCAGUGACUAUGAUGAUGUGCUUAGUUGCGAGUAUUACUCUCCUGCUCUGGACUUAUGGACUCCUAUUGCCGCCAUGCUGCGUGGCCAGAGCGACGUGGGCGUGGCUGUUUUUGAGAAUAAGAUUUAUGUGGUAGGUGGGUACUCGUGGAACAAUCGAUGUAUGGUAGAAAUCGUACAGAAGUACGACCCAGAGAAAGACGAGUGGCACAAAGUGUUUGACUUACCAGAGUCCCUGGGAGGCAUCCGGGCCUGCACACUCACAGUGUUCCCUCCUGACGACCUUUCGGGCUCCCCCUCCAGAGAGUCUCCACUCUCGGCACCUUGA
Knipowitschia caucasica is the source of this 2451-nucleotide messenger RNA. NCBI's taxonomy places the organism in Eukaryota, Metazoa, Chordata, Actinopteri, Gobiiformes, Gobiidae. The record is from the annotation of a GenBank genome assembly.